AAAGCAAAAUAAACCAACCUCUCAACUACCAUAACCACCACCUCAAUCUCCCUCUCCACUCUUCCCCAUUUUCACACCAUUUCCUCUCUCUCUCACUCUCACUCUCACCCUCCUCUUUCUCUCUCAUAAGCAACAAAAUGCAAAGUCUCCCACCUCUCCAUCUCCUUCCUCAUUCACCAAAAUCCAAACUUUUGAGCAACUAAAUCCUACCCUUUUUCCCAAACAAACAAACAAAACAAAAUCCAACACCCCCACUUCUUCCUUCCUCCCAAAACCCCACCUUUCCCCUUCAAACUCCACAAAAAACACAACCCUAAUUAAAAAAAAGCAACCUUUGUUCUAUUCUAGUUUCCACUUUCAAUGUGGCAACCUUGGAACAAACCACGUUCAUCUUCCUUCUCAUGUUCUUCCUUCAAAGACAUUCAAACCCUAAUAUUAGAUGAACCCUCCACCACCAAACCCAAACCCUCAAUUUUCCACCGGGUCACACUCGCCAACAAGCUCCUCCGAGCGUGGUCAAAUCACCCCAAACUUACCGCACGCGCCUCCGACGAAGCCCCACGCGCCGUCCAGCCGCAACCCCUGCCGUCCAUCCCCCGUUCGGAGCAGCGCGUAGUGGUGUACUUCACGAGCCUGCGCGUGGUCCGCGGCACGUUCGAGGACUGCAAAACGGUGCGUUCCAUCCUGCGCGGAUUCCGCGUUGCGCUGGACGAGCGCGACGUUUCAAUGGACUCGGGUUUUCUCGCGGAGCUCCGUCGGGUCACGGGUCGCAAAACGGGUCUGACUCUUCCUCGUGUGUUCGUCAACGGAAGGUACGUGGGUGGUGCCGAGGAGGUGCGGUGGCUGCACGAGAAUGGCGAGCUCAGGAAGCUCCUCGAAGGUCUGCCCGCAACAGAUUCUCAUAUGCGCGCUUGCCACGUGUGCGACGACCACAGGUUCCUGCUGUGCGGGGAAUGUUCCGGUGCGCGCAAGGUAUACGCGGAGAAAGGUGGGUUCAAGACGUGUACGGCGUGCAACGAGAGUGGCCUCAUCAGGUGCAUCUCCUGUUCUUGCUGACCACGUGCACCUGCACCUGCACCUCUUUCUCUUUCUCUCUCUCAUGAUUCAUGAUGAUCUUUUUCUCAUCCCAGUGUGAGUGAGGGAGUGACACCUAAUUAAUAAUUAAAAUUAAAAAAUAGCAAAAUAGAGAAUGGAGGUGUCAGUUAUGUCAACAAAAAAUAAUAAAUCAAUUUUUUUU
Messenger RNA from Vigna umbellata (rice bean), 1237 nucleotides. Its product is annotated as Glutaredoxin family protein. The record is from RefSeq and is a predicted model, not a curated record. NCBI's taxonomy places the organism in Eukaryota, Viridiplantae, Streptophyta, Magnoliopsida, Fabales, Fabaceae.